This is a messenger RNA of Selaginella moellendorffii, 2724 nucleotides long. RefSeq names its product pentatricopeptide repeat-containing protein At4g39530. Gene Ontology annotation, molecular function: RNA binding; protein binding. The record is from RefSeq and is a predicted model, not a curated record. Gene Ontology annotation, biological process: RNA modification. The transcript is spliced from 2 exons. NCBI's taxonomy places the organism in Eukaryota, Viridiplantae, Streptophyta, Lycopodiopsida, Selaginellales, Selaginellaceae. The coding region runs from base 688 to 2616 and encodes 642 amino acids.
GGCUCUCAUCGGUGUAGACGACGCGCUUCUGGGGUGUGAACCACUCCUUGGAUUUCCCAGCGCCGGCGACCACCACGGAUUUCACCUCGAAUCCAUCCACGCUGAAGAACCGCGACGAGGAGGAGCUAGGGAGGAGCGAGAUUUCCAGAUUGACGCCUCCCAGCGGCGGGAUCAUCCCCAGCGAGGGCUUGACGCUGUAUUUGCUGGCGACCAUGGGCUGGACCUUGAAUGCCACGGGCAUGGUGUGGAGGACGCUGUGGAGGUGGACAGUGGCCGUGUGGGACGAAGAUCCAUCGAUGUGGUCCUCGAGAUGGAGCCUUACCUCUGUGGGAUCGACGACCACCAGCCGAUCCAUGGCGCGAUUGAUCCCUUGAAGCGUGAGAAUCAUCCAGGGCAAGAGGACUCGCUGUCAAGCCUUGGGAUUCAUGGCGCGAUGCGAGCGAAGACGACACAAGGGGGCGAUAUUGCAAAUGCAUAGCUUCGUAAAUUAGGGUUCUUCGCAAAGGCGGGAACUUUGGGCUAGGGCUUUUGGGCGGAGGCGAUGGAGAAUGCUACGAUCCAGCCAGGCGAUGGCGUCGCCAGGCGCCGGGAAGCUCCAGGGACUUGGAGCGAGGGAAGAUCCUCCACUCUCGCGCGCUCGACUCCGGCUAUGCCUCGAACACUCUCGUCGCCACAGCGCUCCUCCACAUGUACGCCAAAUGCGGCGCCAUGGCCAGCGCUCACGCGAUCUUCCAGGCGAUGCGCUCCCACGACGUGGUCAGCUGGACAGCGCUCAUCCUUGGCUACGCCGACAAUGGCCGCGGCCAUGUGGCGCUCGAUCUCUUUUCUGCAAUGCGGCGCAGUGGCUGUGAUCCAAACGCCAGGACGUUUGUAGCGGUGAUCCUGGCGUGCUCGAGCAUGGCAGCGGUGGACCGACCCAUGGCGAUCGAGAAGGGGCGAUGGAUCCACGAGCAGGCGGCCCAGCACGGCUUCGACACGGAUAGAUUUGUCGGGAACACGCUGGUGGACAUGUACGCGAAGUUUGGAAGCAUGGCCGACGCUGCCAAGGCUUUCGAUCGAAUGCCACAGCGAGACGUGGUGGCAUGGACGUCACUGAUGCUCGGCUACGCGGCCGCCGGCGAGGGGGAGCUUGUUCUCGAGCUCUUCUCGCGGAUAAGAUCGCAAGGCUGUGCUCCGGAUCGCCUGUGCUUCACUGCUGCUCUCACGGCAUGCUCGAUCGUCGCUGGGAAAGAAACUGGCAAAAGAAUCCCAGUGCCAGAAGCUCAUCCAGCGAUGGUGGUGAAGCUCGAGAGCUUGCGAAAGGUGAUGGAGAUUCACUCCCAGGCCGCUACCUCCGGGAAGAACUUCGACGUGUGCCUGAGCAACACGCUGGUGGAUGCCUACUCCAAAUCCGGGAGCUUGCUGGAUGCUCGCCGCGUCUUCGAUCGGAUGCCUCGCCACGACGUUGUCUCGUUCACGGCACUGAUGCUCGGAGCGGUGGAGGGCGAUCGAGCGGAGACUGCCCUCGAGCUCCUUGGAUCGAUGAGAGCACGGGGCUGCGAGCCCAAUGCAAGAACUUUCGUGGCGGGACUGAUGGCGUGCACCAACUUGGCAGCCAAAGAAGAAGCUCGGUUGGAAAUACUCCCGGAUGGUACAAGGAUGGCGUUCAAGCUCGCGAGCCUGGAGAGAGGAAUGGAGCUCCACUCGCAGGCCGCCAAGGAACGAUACGACGUCACGGACAUGUUCGUGGGGAACACGCUGGUGGAUUUCUACUCCAAGUGCGGCAGCCUCCAGGACGCGACGAAAGCUUUCGACAGGAUGGCGGAGCAUGAUCUGGUCUCUUGGAACGCCUUGAUCGCGGGGCACCUGGACAACGGCCUGGACGAGCGAGCGCUGCAGCUCUUCCUCGAGAUGGACCGCCGAGGCUGCUCGCCGGAUCCAGCCUCGUACACCUCGGCCCUCGCGGCCUGUGCCGGGCUCGCGUCUCUGGGAGCCGCGCGAGACAUCCACUGGCGACUCUGCAAGGCCGGGCUGGAGACUGACGCCUUCGUCCACAACGCGCUGGUCGACUUCUACGGCAAGUCCGGCAGGAUGGCCGACGCCGAGCUCGUCUUCCAGUCCCUGGCGAGCGUCGACGUUGUGACUUGGAACGCGCUGGCCGCGGGGCUUAGCCGCCAGGGGAGCUACCGCCUGGUGGUGGAUCUCUUGUGGGCGAUCAAGGACCAAGGCCUGGAACCCGACGGUAUCACUUUCCUGGCGCUUCUCGCGGCCUACGGCCAUGCCGGGCUGGUCGACCAUGGACGCCGGGCCUUCGCCGCUAUGGUGGAGACUUACCGGAUAGAGCCGGGCAUCGAGCACUACCACUGCCUGGUGGACAUGCUGGGGAGAGCGAACCGGCUCGAGGAAGCCGUGGCGGUGGUGUCGGCAAUGCCGCACAGGCCGAGCUCCGUGACUUGGACGACCGUGCUGAGCGCCUGCGUCAAGUGGAAGAACUUGGGCGUCGCGAGCGUGGCGUUUGAGUCGCUGCUGGGGAUUGAUCCGGACGGGCCAGCGGCGUACGUGUUGAUGGCGAACGUCUAUGGCAGCGCUGGGAUGGCGGAGGAGGAGGCCAAGCUUCUAGAGCACGUAAGACGAUGAAGAUCUUGUUAUCUAACUCCAGGGACACCGGUCGAAGCAUCGAUACAUUAGUACGCUGUUAGAGAACUCCACAAGAUCUAUGAAACAAAACAUUGAUCGAUUGAUACA